AUGUCGACAAGAAAACCAGACAGGAAAGGAAAAAAAACUUUAAGAUUGGAGAAUGCUCUACAGGAGAAAGAGAUGGUAGCUGGCAAUGGAUUCUUUAAACGAGGUAAUUACGAAUUGGCCAUUGAACACUAUGGAAAAGCUAUAGAGCACGACCCCAAGGAAUCAAUUUAUUUCAUUAAUCGUGCAAUGGCUUAUUUAAAAUUACAAAACGGAUUGAUAUUGGAUAAAAAUAAUGCAAAAGCUUUUUGGAGAAGAGGAAUUGCAAGACAUCUCGAAGAAGCUCUUUUAUUACAACCCGCCGAUAAAGCCAUUACUAGUGAAUUAGACAAAGUUUUGGAUGCUAUAAGAAUGAGAGAGGAGAAAUCAAAUCAAAAAUUAUUAUCUGAAAAUAACAAAUCAAGCGAAAAUAAUCAAGAUACUCCUAAUAAAAGAAGAUUGUCAAUAGAAAUAGUUGAAUUUGAUGAGGAUGAUGAUAAGAUUGUUGAAUUAGCCGGGAAAAAAUCAAAAGAAGAAACAAUUGUAAAAAAUGGCGUUGAUGUCAUUGUUGAAAAUAAUAACAUUAACAACAUUAAUAUUAAUAAUGUUAAUGUUGAUUGGAAAAAAUAUGAACAAAAUGAUGAGAAUUUAUAUCUUUAUUUUAAGAUUAUACCACCUUCUUCAUAUCCAAAGAUAUUCUCAGAUUUCUUUGAAAUUGGCUAUCUUUUAAAAAUUAUGAUUAUUUUGAAAAAUCGUGAUAAUGCAAAUGAUAUUUAUGAAGUCUUGUAUAAUUUAAGUCGUGUCUCAAGAUUUGAGAUGAUUUUAAUGUUUCUCGAAAACGAGAAAAAACAAGAAAUGAAAGAAAUGAUGAAAGGUCCAUUCGAUUUACUAUUCAAAUCAACUAGAGGUUCAUCAAAUCAACAAAAUUUUACAAUGGAUGAUGUAUUGAAAUUGACAAAAAUAUAUGGUGUUGAAUGA
Entrophospora candida is the source of this 954-nucleotide messenger RNA. Lineage: Eukaryota; Fungi; Glomeromycota; Glomeromycetes; Entrophosporales; Entrophosporaceae. The record is from the annotation of a GenBank genome assembly.